CGCUCACUGCGGCUGCGGGCUGCAUCCAUCGCGAAGGAAGCCGACGAAGGGAGCCGGGCGCCGCCAUCCCAGCCCAGCCCACCUCGCUCCCGAGGCAGAUGCAGGCCAUCAAGUGUGUGGUCGUGGGAGACGGGGCUGUGGGGAAGACCUGUCUGCUAAUCAGCUAUACGACCAAUGCCUUCCCUGGAGAGUAUAUCCCCACUGUGUUUGAUAAUUAUUCUGCCAAUGUCAUGGUGGAUGGAAAGCCAGUAAAUCUGGGGCUGUGGGACACGGCAGGACAAGAGGACUAUGACAGACUGCGACCUCUUUCCUACCCACAGACAGAUGUUUUCCUGAUCUGCUUCUCAUUAGUGAGCCCAGCCUCUUUUGAAAAUGUCCGAGCCAAGUGGUACCCAGAGGUUCGGCACCACUGCCCCAACACCCCAAUCAUCUUGGUGGGCACCAAGCUGGACCUGAGGGAUGACAAGGACACCAUUGAGAGACUACGUGACAAGAAACUGGCCCCCAUCACCUACCCUCAAGGCCUAGCUAUGGCCCGGGAGAUUGGUUCGGUGAAAUAUCUAGAAUGCUCUGCCCUUACACAGCGAGGCCUCAAGACUGUCUUUGAUGAAGCCAUCCGUGCUGUGCUCUGUCCCCCACCUGUGAAGAAGCCUGGCAAGAAAUGUACUGUGUUCUAAGGGCAUCUGAGUUCAGCAUGUUAAUGAGUGUCUUCUCCUUGUCUGUUCGAGGAGGGAGCGUUCUCUGGGUGUUCCCGCAGUGGGAGAGGCGGGGGCCCUUCAUCAUGUACGAAGUCAGUGUUUUUUAAAUGUCUCUUUGAUUUAACGUCUGUGUCAAUGUAAAAAGGGCCGCAUGGGAGAAAGAAGAGAUCGAUGCUGUCCCACCCCAGGGCGGAGCGGUGGGAGGGGCAUGCUUUCCAUGACUCCAUGCCAGGGGGUAGUGCGCGAAUAGAAAG
Messenger RNA from Gekko japonicus, 952 nucleotides. RefSeq names its product ras-related C3 botulinum toxin substrate 3 (rho family, small GTP binding protein Rac3) (gene RAC3). NCBI's taxonomy places the organism in Eukaryota, Metazoa, Chordata, Lepidosauria, Squamata, Gekkonidae. The coding region runs from base 99 to 677 and encodes 192 amino acids. Gene Ontology annotation, cellular component: cell projection; cytoskeleton; cell cortex. The transcript is spliced from 6 exons. Gene Ontology annotation, molecular function: GTPase activity; protein kinase binding; GTP binding. The record is from RefSeq and is a predicted model, not a curated record. Gene Ontology annotation, biological process: regulation of cell shape; regulation of actin cytoskeleton organization; actin filament organization.